AUGACAUGGCUGCAGCCGCCGAUCGUCCUGCAGGUGGUCCACUGCUUGGACGAGGCCAUUGACGUGCUGGCCUUCUUCACGCUGAAGGACGAAGCGACAGCGAUCAAGGCAUUUCCAUUGUUCCGCAAGCUGCAGAUCGGCGAUAAGGCUGGGAUCGUCGACUUUUGCCAGCGCGUGCGGCUUUUGCCAUCGACCGCCAUCCGCGCCGAAAUCGUGUACAGCUGGUGGGGCUGCCAAUUCGUCGAUCUCGAAUACGAGCUUGAUACGUGGGCAUCGAGCGUUGUCGAGCUUACCGUCUCCGCCGCGUACAAAUUGGGGUACGCCCCGCUGCUGUAUGACCUCAGCCUUUGUCCGCGGCUCGAGACGCUCAUGAUCAACUGGAGCGAAGUCAUCGAUGAGGAGCAGGUGGACGAGAUCCUAUCGGCCAUCGGCGACUCCAACACGCGCGUCGCCCAUUUGCGCAUCUAUUCGCGCUUCCCUUUGUUCAUUUUCGACAUGCAAUACUGCACGGGCCUCUUGGCGUGGAUCGCGAGACCAUCGUCGCGGCGACUCCGGCUCGAUGGCUUGAGCUUUUCGGCGGACGCCGCCAAGGCUUUGGCCCAAGCACUGCUCGCAUCCACAACGUUGCACACGAUCAAGCUCUGGGACUCAUCCAACCUCGGAAGCGAGUUUGUCGAUCGCUUGUCUCGACCGCUACCGCGCCAACUGCGCAACUUGACGCUGAUGCUCGGGGAAGACUGGGACGAUGUGGAGACUCUCGCCGCCAAGCUUGCGUGCUCGAAUGUCGACCGCUUGAAUCUUGAUUUUACCGAAUACCGCGACGUGACGCGUGUCCUUGCUGUCCUGCCGCCAACUUUGAGGACGCUCAAGCUUUCCGGUGUCGUGAUCACGAGCUUUCCGCUGCUGCCCGCGCUCCGAUACCUCCAACUGGUCUAUGCGGAGAUGACAAACGACGCUAUCACCGGCGUUGCUGCGUUGCUUGGCGCCUCGACAAAUCUUGCCAAACUCGAUUUGGUUCACUCGCAUUUGCCUGCCGACCAGCUCGAAGCCCUCUUCAUGGCGCUGCCCCGCUGGCUGAGUCGCCAGAAAAGAAUGUGCAUCGUGCGCCUCUCAUUGACGAAUACGACGGCCAUGCUGCUUGCAACCGCCAUGGGGCAGACGCGCAAUACGCAGCCUGUGCAGCUGGAGGUCCGCGGCGACGACGACUCGCUGCAUCUUCCAGCGCGUCUGAGUCUCUUGACCGCUCUUGGCGCCACGUCGCAGAUGCGCAUGGAGUUGGAGAGCACCCAUGCGCAGCCCAACGACCUCGAGGCGAUACAAACGCACUGCAAGGCGCACCGCAUCGCGUACUCGCUCGGCUACUUCCUCUCGCCAUGCCGCUUGCCAUGGACGCUGCCGGUCGCCUAG
Saprolegnia parasitica CBS 223.65 is the source of this 1407-nucleotide messenger RNA. RefSeq lists its product as hypothetical. Bases 1 to 1407 code for a protein of 468 amino acids. The transcript is spliced from 2 exons. NCBI's taxonomy places the organism in Eukaryota, Oomycota, Saprolegniomycetes, Saprolegniales, Saprolegniaceae. The record is from RefSeq and is a predicted model, not a curated record.